Messenger RNA from Chlamydomonas reinhardtii, 10230 nucleotides. RefSeq lists its product as uncharacterized. Gene Ontology annotation, cellular component: membrane. Gene Ontology annotation, biological process: proton transmembrane transport. Lineage: Eukaryota; Viridiplantae; Chlorophyta; Chlorophyceae; Chlamydomonadales; Chlamydomonadaceae. The transcript is spliced from 37 exons. The coding region runs from base 179 to 9805 and encodes 3208 amino acids. The record is from RefSeq and is a predicted model, not a curated record. Gene Ontology annotation, molecular function: sodium:proton antiporter activity.
GUUGAGCACGAAAUGCCACAAGGUCUCGUAACGGACGUUUCGCGAUACAUAAGUUGAUACUUUCCGUGACCAUUGCACCAACAUGCCGCCAUGGUGAUGACAGCACUUCCAAGAAACUUUUGUUGAAUCGUUUAGUCGUAGGCGGAGCUCAGGGCAAGGUGGGGCUGCUCUGCCGACCAUGGCGCACCCCGCCGGAGAGGAUGUGUGCGCCAGCGCGAACGUCACGUACUGGCAUCGAGUGGACGAUCCAGCCAACUACAACUGGUGUAUCGUUCCGGAGUCGGCCUAUGAUGCCGUGCUAUUCGCGGGGGUGGCGCUGCUGGUGGCGUGUGUUGUGUCGGGGCGCCUCAGCGCGGUGUGGGUGCUGGUGGCAGGCGGCCUUUGCGAGAUGGCGGCGUACCGCUACGACCUGGGCCGGUUUGGAAACAGUGUGGCGCUGUGGCUCGGGGGCAUUCACCCUGGGGAGGUGUUCUUCUACACCUUCCUGCCGCCGCUGCUCUUGGACAGUGCGGCGCGACUAGACUUCUUCGUUUUCAAAAAGGUCCUGGUGCUGUCGCUGGUGUUUGCCUUCGUUCUGGUGUGCACUGGCACGCUGCUGGCCAUACCCAUCAUGCUCUGGGGGCUGGGGCUGGGGAGCCGGUACGGCUGGAACUGGGCCGACGUGGCGUUGUUCAAUGCCAUGCUUGCGUCCACGGACGCGGUUGCCGUGACCAGUGUGCUGCGGGCGGGCGGCGCGCCCGAGCUGCUGGGGGCCCUGCUGGAGGGCGAGAGCUUGUUCAAUGACGCAUCCGGCAUUGUGCUGUUUGACAUCUUCCUACGAAAGGUGCUUCAGGCGCGCCGCAAUGCCGCUAGUGACGGCUCCAGAGGCGGCGGCGGCGGCAGUGAUGACUACGACACAGGCGGCGGCAGUCCGACCUCAUCUGUCCUAGUCAGCGCCGCCCGCGCACUCCUAACCGCAGACCUAGGCGCCGUUACUGGCGGCGGCGGCGGCGGCGGGGGUCACGGACUAGUGCACCACCCGCCGCCGCCGGAGCACCACCACCCGCCGCCGCCGCGGCCGCCGCCGUCGCCGCCGCACGGCGGAAGCGGCGGCGGUUGGUGGCCGUGGGAGUGGCCGUGGGAGUGGCCGUGGGAGUGGGAUUGGGCGUGGAGCUGGCCGCAGCUGCCGCUGUGGGCUGCAGACCUGGCUCCGGAGCUGGGGAAGGUGGCUCAGGAGUUUGGGUGGCUGGUGUUCGGCGGGCUGGCGGUGGGCAUUGCGUGCGGUGUGGCCAUGCAGUGGGGCCUGCGCUUCCUGCAGUGGCGGCGCCUCAAGCCGCACGUGGAGGUGUCGCUCACCUUCGCCGCCGGCUAUCUGGCCUUCUACGUCGCCAACGCAUACAUGCAGGCCUCCGGCGUUAUCUCGGUGGUGGUGUUCGGGGUGUACGGCGCCGCCACCGGCACCUGGGGGCUGUCAGCGCAGGCCCGGCGCGCGGGCGCGUUCGACCGGUUUUGGGACGUGCUGUCCUUUUGCGUCAACGGCCUCAUCUUCUUCCUGCUGGGGGCGUCCUCAGUCAACUACCUAAUUCGCAUGAGUGCAGAGCUGGACACGGAGGGGGGCACACACGAGCGAGGGCUGCUCACAGAGACCGUACUCAUGCUGCCAGUUGUGUACAUGACGCUAUUCGCGAUGCGGGGCGCCCUGAUCUUCGCCUUCUGCACAGCCGCCCGCGCCUUCAGCACACACCGCCGCCGCCGCAAGGCCGCCAUGGCGGCCGCCGCGAAAGCGGCGGCGGCGGCGGCCGCCGCCGCCGAAGUUGCCGCUGCCGGCAGCGCUACUCCGGGCCCCUCCGCCACCGCCAUCAUCGCAGCUACUGCCAACGGCCACCCAACCCAGGCGGACGCAGGACGCAGCGACACCGCUGCCACAACCGUCACAACCGCCACAACCGCCACAACCGUCACAACCGCCACAACCGCCGCAACUGCCGCUACUGCUGCUGCCGCCGCCGCUGCUGCUACAGCCGCCAGGCAGGAGGAGGAGGAGGCGGCCGCUGCUGCCAGGGAGUUGGAGCACGCGCACCACACCACGCCUGACUGGCGAGGCAUGCUGUUCGCGACUGUGGGUGGCCUGCGCGGAGCCGUCAGCCUGAUCAUGGCCCAGAUCGUGCUCGCUGCCAUCCACGCCUCUGAGGAGCACAGCGGCUUCGACAUGCACUGGGGGGGAGGAGCGGCAGGCAGGGGCGCGGGCGUGGCAGACGGGCCGAGCGCGGCGGCGGCACGGCGCGACAAGGAGGUCACAGCGCAGAUGGUGGUGUGGACCAGCGGUGUGGUACUGAUGACGUUGCUGCUCAACGCGCCGCUGCUGUCGCCGCUCAUGACCCUACUCAAGCUCAACACCACCUCGCCCAUAAAACAGCAGGUCCGGGCCCGCGCCAAGGCGGCUCUGCGGCGCUUCACAGCCAACGCGCUGACCGAGAUGCGGGCGGCGGCGGAGCUGGCGGACGGGGCGGACGGAAGCGGAGGCUUUGACAUGGGCCUCAUGCUGCUCCGCGGCGUGGACUGGGCGGCUGUGGAGCGGAGUGUGGACCUCACGCGCAAACUGGAGGCCGUGUUUCCAAGCGCACAGCCCGCGCAGCAGGCGGCGGCCGGCACCAUCGCCCGCGCCGCAGCCGUGGCCGUGGCGGCGGACGCCGCGGCCGGUGGCGCCAGGCCGCCGGCCGCCGGCACCGCGCCAGCGGUGGCUUUGGCCGCGUCGGCGUUUGCGGAUGCAGCCAAGCGCCAGUCGUCUUUGCGGCGGGCCGCCAUUCGUAAGCGGAUGCCGCCGGUGGGCGACGCCGGUGACAGCGCUGCGGAACUCACAGAACCGCUGCUGCCGGCGGCGGGAGCAGGAGCGGCGACGGGAGGAGCGGCGGCGGGAGGAGCGGCGACGGGAGGAGGGGGGGCGGGAGGAGGGUGGGUGGCUGGCGGUCAGAGUGGAGGUGGGGAGGGCGAUGUGGAGGCAGGCCGGGGGCCGCUAGCGUGGGAGGUCGCCACCGCAGGCGCGGCCGGGAGCGGCAGCGGCACCGCGACACGGAAGAGCGUGACUGAGGGCGGCGGUCGUGUCAGGUUUGCGGUGGCGGGGGAGCAGGAGGAGGAGGAGCGUUUGCCGGGGGCAGCGGCGGUGUCGGCGCUGGGGCCGUCUUUGUCGCCGCCUCAGGCAACGGCCGCGACCCGGGGCCCCAUGCCUGGCUCCGCCUUCGGGCGGCCCGGCGCCGCCGACGCCGCCGCGGCCGCCCUCGCUGCCACGACCACGACCGCGGCGGCGGCGGCGGCGGCGGCGGCAGCAGGCGGCCGCGGCGCAGGCGCCGACGUCAGGACUCCUGUCAGCAGCACGGCGGCGUUCCGGAGCAUGCUGUCCGGAGGGGCGAGCGGCGCCGGGGGCGGCGCUGGCGCCGCCGCCGCCGCCGCCGACAGCGGUGGCUUCGGCGGCGGCGGCGGCGUUGCGCCGAUUCCGGAGGAGGAGGGCGACGGCGACGGCGGCGACGGCAACGAGGAGGGGCUUGGAGGCACCUCGGCCUUACGCGAUUCGCUGGCGCCCGGCUGGUCGGAGUAUGACCCGGCCGCUGACGGCGGCGGCGGCGGCGGCGGCGGCGCGGGGCCGCGGCGGCGGCGCAGCGGGCCGGGCUCCGCGCUGGCCAGCUUCCGCUCAGCUGCCUCUCGGCUCAUGGAGCGCAGCCGCAACAAACUGCUGGACGAGCAGUUCGCGGCGCUGCAGCUGGGAGGAGAGGCCGGACCCGCCGAGUGCCCCUUCGCCUCCUAUGCCGCGCUGCCCGGAGCCGGCCCCAGCGCCGCCGCCAGCACCGCCGGCGGUGGCGGCGGCGGCGCCAGCGGCGGCACACACUCCGUCUCCGUCAGCGCCAGCCGUGCCCCCCGCCUGUCAACCGCCGACAGCUACAGCGCCGCGCCCUCCACCGCCGCCACCUCCCCGCGCGCCUCCUUUGCCCGCGGCGAGCCGCUGCCGUCCCUGGCCGCUGGCAUGGGCAGUGGUGGUGGCGGCGGCGGCGGCGGUGGCGGCGGCGGUGGUGGCGGCGGCGGCGGCGGCGGCGUCAGUGCCAUGCCUAGUGGCCUGAUCGGGAUCGCGUCUUAUAGCGGCCCCACGGUGGCCGCGCCGCACCCGAUCGCCGCCAGCCCCAGCGGCAGCACCUUCAGUGCUAGCGGCGGCGGCGGCGGCGGCGGCGGUGGCUCCAGAGCCGUUCCUGUGACGUCAGCGCCAGGCCACAUGGCAGCGGGCGCGGCGGGCUUGCCGCCGCUGCCGCGUUCACACCCGCACUCGGGUCUUGGCAGCAGCUGGCACGACGGCCCCAGCCCCAUCGGCACCGCCGGUACCGGCGGUGGGUUGGGUGCCAGCGCGGCAAGCGGCGGCGGCGGCGGCAGCUUUUUGGCGUCAUCGCCUGGCGGCGUCACGCCUGGCCUGCGGAGUGCUUUCGGCAGCCAGAGCAGCAUUGCGGCGGCGGCUGGCGGCGGUGGCGGCGGCGGCGGCGGAAGUUUGCGCAGCGCGUUGGGGAGCCACAGCAGCAUCGCAGCUGCUGCUGGCGGCGGCGGUGGCGGCGGCGACGGCCCAGAGGGCCGCCGCAGUAGCAAUGACCUGCUGACUCCGCCGCCGCCAGCUGCAGGGACCGCUGCGCUACCCAGGACCGGCAGCAAGGGGUCCACGUCAGCGUUGGCGGCGCUGCUGCGGCGCGUUAGCCACGACAACAACAGCCAAGCGCCAGGGCUGGCGGAGGCGGCUGGUGCCGCCAGUGGCGGCGGCGCCGCCAGCGGGGGCUUUGGCCGCGCCGCUGGUGAGACCCACGAGCCCACCGCGGGCGUGCUGGCGGCGGAGGAUGAUGAGGCGGCGCAGGUUUGGGCGGGCGAGGGUGGUGGCGGCGGCGAUGGCGGCGUCGGCGGCGCGGGUGCUACAGCGCCGGAUGGCGGCGGCGCGGUGCAGGAUGAGGAGUCGGUGCACGGCGGAAUGAUGUUUGCAUUUGCGGGGCACAUGGGCAUGCAGCAGUCACGUGACGCAGGUGGCGGCGGCGGCGGCGGCAGCGCAGCGGCGCUGAAGCGGUCCAAAUCACGCUCCCGGAUGGCGGCGCCGCCGCCAAGUGCUGAUCAAGAUGACUACGUGAUCGGUUAUUACCACGAUUACGACAUGGACGAGGAGGUGCCGUACCAACCGCCCGUCGUACAGCCCGCUGGUGGCGGCGGCGCCGCCGCUGCGGCGGCGAGGGUUGACGAUGCUCCAGAGGAGGAGGUGGUUGAGCAGACCGUUACGGCGGCGGCGGAAGAGGACGAGGCGGACACGCUUACGGCGGCUCGGGUGCAGCAGCACGCGUCAGACGACGAAUGGGCGGCCGGCGGCUGGUACGGCGGCAGUGGCGGCGCCGGCGCCGGCGGCGGCAGCGACGACGGCGUCGGCGUGGGCGGCCGCCGCGGCGGCAGUAGCAGCGGCGAGGAUGGCGGCGCUCUUGGUCUUGAUGCCGCCCUGCUGUCUUCCUCCCUGCCUACGUCUGGCUUCUUCGGUGGCGGCUGGUUUCGGCCUGGAGCCGGCGGCGCCGCCACCACAGGUGCCGACGGCGGCGGCGCUGCGGUGCCGGGUGCAGUCGCGGGCGCCGUGCUGGAGACUCUGGAUGAGGAGGUGCUGGAAGAGGUGGUGGAGCCGCCGGCUGCGGCCCCCACACCCAGUUUUGCGGGCGCGCAACAGCCAACGCAGCCGCCGGUGGCGGCUGGUGGCGGCGCGUCGGCGCCCGCGGCUGGUGCGGCGCCGGCGCCGGCGCUGUCCCACGGGUCCAGCAUGUCCGCCGCUGCGGCGGCGGCGCUGCAUGAGUUCCACCACAGUCAUAGCGCCCCGGAUAUGGCGGCGACGGCGGCGGCUGCGCUUGCCAACGCCGCUGACGGCAGCGCCGCCGCCGCCGCCACCGCGGUGCGCACCGGCGUCGUGUCUCCUUUUUCGCCGUACGCGGCCCUCCCUCCGGCUGCCAGCGUCAGCCGUGACGUCAGCGCCACCAGUGCCGGCGGCGGCGCCGCUACUGCGGCGGCGGCGGCGGUUUCGUCCCUGCCGCCGGGCUGGGAUGAGGGCGUGCCGCCGCCGCGGCCGGGCCGCCUUUCGUCUUCUGGUAGCCUCACGCGCGGCGCGUCGACAGGGGGUGUCGGCAUUGGCGCCGGUGGCGGCGGCGCCGCCGCCGCCGCAACGGGAAUGGCGGCGUUGGCGGCUGGCGGCGUCAGUGGCGGGUCGCGCCGCCGCCGCCAGUCGUCCUCCAGUGCAAGGCGUGCCCCGCCGCCACGUAUGAGUCCAUCCUUCGCCAUCGGCGCCGGAGCCGUGUUGCCUCCUGCUGCCGGCGACAGCAGACCAGGAGGCGCACUGGGGCUGACGCGGCACCUGUCGCUGCGCGCCGCGCGUGCCGCCGCCGCCGCCACCGGCGUGGUGGGCGGCGGCACGGGCGGCGUGCCGCUGCAGUGGCGCAUCAGCCGCCAGGCCAGCAGCCGCUGGGUAUGUGUCAACGCAGCGACGGAGGCGCUGCAGGCGCCGGUAACCUCCGGCGGUGGCGUUGCCGCUGUGGCGGCAAUGGCGGGGCCGCACGUGGCGGCAAGCAAGGGGGCCGCAGCUGUGGCGCUGCUGCGUCCCAGAGGUGUGGGAGGCAUGGGAGUGGGCAUGGGCGGCGGCGCCGCCGGCACGGGCCCAGGUGGCGGCGGCGGCGGCGGCGGCCGCGGCGGCUCCGCCAGCUCCGCCGCCACCCGCAUCACCAGUCGCAGCUGGGCGUCACUCCAGGACCUGGCCGGGCAGCAGCGCACGCUGGAGGCCUUUGCGCCCAUGGAGGAGACGGUGUGUGAGGAGGGCGAAGAUGACGACGAGCACCGCUCAGCGCUCUCCGGAUCCGUCGUUUCAGCCGCAGCGACGGCGAACGGCGGCACCGCGCGCGGCCGUGGCGGCGGCGGCGCUGGCGGUGGCGGCGGCGGCGCGCGCGGGGCUGGCGGCGGUCAUGGCGCCGCGCUGCUCCGAUCGCGGGCUGCCAAGGCCGAGCUCCUGGUGGAGUACCGAGUGCGGCUGCUGGCGGGCUUCAAGCGCUUCUUCCACGAGCAGACGCUGGAGGGCGUGCUGAGCCCGGGCGGCUGCCGCCUGCUGUGCUCCGCGUGCGAUGAGGCGCUGCACACGCCACGCAAGCCGCUGGACAUGUGGAGCACCGCAGAGCGCGAGAUCAUGGGCCGUGGCACUGUGCAGUGGCAGGCCUGGGCGCACCUGGCGCUGCGCCGCACCACCCACAAGGUCCUGCGGGCGGGACCCUGGCUGCCCGGACCCAUCAAGUCACUCAUCGUCAAGCCACUUCGGGCGGUGGCGGAGCUUCUGUCCACGUCCCUCUCACGAGUGAUGUUGGUCGGAUUGGAGGUGGCGGUGGAACUGGCGGCGGCCCUGUCCGAGUCCAGCCCGCAGCUGCAGUGGCUGCGCUACGCCGGGCCCGCAGGUGCGGCCAUCUGGUCGGAGCUAGCGACGCAGGCGGAGGCGGUGCGGCGGUUCAUCCUGGACCGAGUGAUUGAGGCGCCGGACCGGUUCCAGGCGACGCAGAGCCACCGCGCAUCGUUGGCGCUGCUGCGCCAGCAGGUGGCGUUUGUUCGCUCCAUGCACAAGACGGGGCUGGUGGAUGCGGAUGAGGCGGAGGCGCUGAGGGACCCUAUCGAGCGCCGCAUCUGGAGGCUGGAGACCCGCGGGCCGCGCUGGCAGCAGCCGUCACUGGGGCAGGUCCUGUCCAGCUGCGCCAUGCUGCGCGGCGUGCCCGCCGCCGGGCUGGACUGGCUGCGGGCGGCGGGCGACCUGCGGCCGUUCGCGCGGGGUGCCGAGCUGACGCCGCUGAUCGCGAGCGGGGGCGUGUUCAUCGUCGUACUCGGCACCGUGCGGGUCUCUCUGGUGCCCAUUCCCUCCGAGGCCACGGCGCUGUCUGCCUCGGCGGAUGCAGGCCCCGGAGGGGGAGGGGGAGGAGGAGGCGGCGGGGCGGCCGCCGGCGCUGCCGGGUUGGGCGCCGCCUCUGCGCCGAGCAGCACGCCGCAGUUCUACGUGGGCGUGGGCGGGGUGGUGGGAAUGAGCACCGCCCUCAUCGGCCGCGCCGUGCCCGGCAUGGCCGUCUCCAGCGCCGUGGCUGAGGGCAACAGCCUUGGCAAGGGCCCCGUGGUGUUCGCGCUGCCCGCCGCGGCCGUGGCAGCGGUGCGGCAGCGCGCCGCCGCCGGCGCCCCCGCCUUCCAGCUGCUGCUGCUCAACAUGUACAGGCUGGUGGGCGGGCACGUGCUGGAGCGGCAGAGGCACACGCUGGUGGCCCACAUCGCCGCACUGCUGACGGGGGCGGUGGCGCACGCCUUCCGCAGCGCCGGCCGCGGCGCGGCGGCGCGGCUGCGGCUGCAGCUGGUGCAGACCGGCGGCACCGGCGAGAGGCUCAGCGCCGCCACCAACGCCGCCACCACCUCGCUGCGGCGCAAGCAGAAGGCAGUGCUGGAUGAGAUGUACGAGCAGCCGGGUGCAGGGCUGUUGGGGAAGGCAGAAGGGGGCGGCGGAGGUGGAGGAGGAGGAGGCGGAGGAGGCGGAGCGGGAGGCGCAGCGGGGUUGCUGCGAGGCUCUGGGGCUUCGCAGCAGCUUCGCCGCACGGGUGCGUCGGGAGCAGCGGGACACGAGGAGGGCAGUGAGGGCGGCAGUGACGGAUACUACGAGGACGAAGAGGAGGAAGAGGAGGAGGAAGAGGAGGAGGAGGAAGAGGAGUAUGAUGAUGAGGAAGAGGAGGAGGGGGCUGAGGACAACGAGUGUGCUCUCUCCAGCAGCCGCGGCAGCGCUCUCGGCGGGAUGGGGGCGGGCGGCCGUGGAGGCGGCCGGGGUGGCGGCGGCAGGGGCGGCGGCGGCCGCGGCAGCAACGCGGCAGGCGCGAUGGCGGCGGCGCUGGCGGCUGAUGAGCUGCUGAGUCGCAGGUGUCUGGAGCGCGCCGCAGAGAUCGUGGAGGCGGUGCGUCAGGGCAUCAAGGCCGCACUGCUGGUGACCCUGGCGCCCGGGCAGCCCUUCGUGCAGCGCUCCACCGUCGUCCUGGUGAACGGCUCUCUCAUGCAGCAGCCGCAGCACCUGCCACACCACCACCAUCCGGCCGCGCGGCACCACCACCCCCAGCAACACCAGCAGCAGCAGCAGCAGCAGCAGCAGCAGCAGCAGCAGCAGCUCAAGGCGAGUCACUCCAUACACGUGUCGCGCUCCGCCGGCAGCUUCUUGGAGGCCGCUGCCAGUGUUACGGCGGCCGCAGGCAGUGGCGGCCUCGGUGGCGGCGGCGGCGGCGGCGUGGCCGCUGCAGCCGCCGUGACGCUGCUGGGGAGCUCGCCGCCAGGGGCUGCCUCCGGUUCUGGUGCUGCGGCGGCGCAGCAGCAGCAGCAGGCGCAGCCGGCGCGGGGUCCGCUCACGCGCACGCGCAGCUCCCUCAACCACAACGCGCUGGCAUCUACAAGCCAGCAGCAGCAGCAGCAGCAGCAGGCGCCGCAGCAGGCGCCGCAGCAACAGCAACAGCAGCAGCAGCAGCCCUCCAUGUCGGCCUCGCAGCAAGCCCAGCUGCCCCAGCUGCCGCUCACGCCGCCACAGCAGCAGCAGCAGCAGCCCACGCAGCAGCCCACGCAGCAGCCCGCCGCCGCCACCGCCACCACGCCGCUGCCGGUGUUCAAGCCGCCCACCAUUCUGCUGUGGCUGCCAGACCAUUGCGAGCCGGCGGUGGCGCGCAUCUUCCAGCAGAGCGACUCGCUGCGGUACAGCGCAGGCGCGCUUGGUGCGACGCUGCUGGUGUGCGGCAGCACAAACUGAAUGACGUACCUGCUGUAUGUGGCGCAGCAGGACGCUCCGGCCUCGACCUACUAGCAUGCUAGUGAUGUAACACUUGCGCAAGAUGCUGUUUGGGAAGUUAGGCUCAAUGGGAGGGCAAGUUGGCUUGGGACGGUUCGGAAUGUUACCGUGACUGUUGCUGGAUAGCCGCGCCGGUUGUGAGCAUGUCCACCAUUAGUCAACGCGUGUUCAGGCGUAGGCGCGUACCGGUAGCCUACUUUCUAGGAGGGCAGCAUUCUGUGAUUAUCGUAGCGUCUCCACUGUUGGUUACUUCCCCCCGCUGCGCGCCUGCGGGCGCGGGGUGCAGGAGAAAUGCAGAGGCGCGGAGAGAAACGAGUUGCCGUUGUGGUCUGGGCUAGCAAAAGGGGGUCCAGGAUUGAAGAUCGCAACUGUAAACAAUUGAAAAG